AUGCAAAGUCCAAGUGAAUUUACAGAAGCAUUUCUGCUCUUUAUUGGUCGCGUGAGUGGUGUGGGCGACAAAUCACCAAAACUAUACAAUAACGAAAUGUCAACUUUGAACACGUUGCUAAUUAAUAUUGAGGAUGAACCAUUGACAGGGGUUGGUAAAUGCAAACCCUUGUUAAUCGAUUGUAUUGACAAGUUCUUGCAAAUAAUCAUUCAACAAGAACAUGUCGAUGACAGAUUGAGUUGGUUCGCAAUAAAUUUAUAUCUCAGUAAGUUCAUUAGGUUGGUUAUAUAUCCUGAAAUCCAGAUGAUUUGGCCAAUAUUGCUCAGAAUCACAGUUUUUACCCAUGAUUUUAGAGUUUUGCACAAGGUUAUUGAAUGCUCAUUAUGCGAGAAUCCCGUUGUGUCUUGGAUCAGUUCAAAAAUCUUACUGAACAUGAUUCAAGUGGAUUCCUUGUUCUGGUUGGUAAAGGAAUCAUUAAACACAAAGGAAAAUAUAAAAAAAUUUAGAAAUUUGCUUUGGUUAAAUAGUGGAAUAACUACCCUCAUGAACUUAAUUUCAUUGUUUGUCCAUUUGGAGCUAGAACUCGAAUUUAUUCCAAACUUGGUCACACCUUACAUUCGGUAUAUCCAUUCAGUCAACCCCAAAUUUUCCGAUUUUAUCCCGUGUUCAGUUAUUUUGAAAAAUCAAAUUAUCAAUAAACAGGCGAGGUUUUAUUUGCAACCGAUAAACCGUUCGCUUUUAAUUUUAUGGCAUCAGCUAAAAGAGGAUCAAACAGAAACAUACUAUAUCAAUUUGGUCACAUUGAGUAGCUUCAGAGCGUUACCUAAUUGCGUUCUAAAGUUAAACUUCCAAUGCAGCAACGAACGCCAAUUGCGAUCUGAGGCAAUGCUGAUAUACAAAUACAUGAAAAAAUUCUCCAUUAAAAUUGGAGACCUUGACAUUCUGGAUACUUGCUUAGAAAUAACUUUAAAACACAAUACUCAUUAUAAUUGGUUGGUGAAGUUUUUUAAGGUUAUCUCCCCAAGAAGAAAAAUAUCUGUAAACUCCAAAAUUCAAGUUCCCCUGAGCCAAAAAGAAAGUUUAGACCCCAACUGUUCCCAGAAUGAUUCAAAUAAUAUGAUGGUAGUCGCUGCAAAAAGACGCAAAGUAUCGAGAUCAGAACCAUGGGAUUUCUUUGACAUAUCUGAAAUGUCGCGAGCAAGAAAGAAUCGUAAAUAUGAAGUUAGCAGAGAUAUGCAUAAACAGAGUAAUGUCACUAAGAUUUGUUUGGAUUCUGAACAGAUUGGUGAUGGUAGAAAUUCCAAAAAUUUGCUAUUUGUACAAGAAGAAUCGGAUGACAUUGAAGAAUCUAGUUUUUCAUCGCAGAAUAAUGCCAAUCCUAAAGAGUACAACAAUGGCAAUUGUGAUCAAUUUGAUUUGGAUACCGCAACGGGAGAGACAACAAAGGACGAAAACCAAAAUGUAACUUGUUCCGUGGUAAAACCUUUGAACAGAGAGUUAGAUAUAACGCCUAUAUGUCAAGAUAAUGCCACACCAACGAGCGAUUACAACUAUAUAAACGAGAGCUUAAUUCUAUUCUCUUCCAAUAUUGUGAAUAAGUUGAAAACCAUCGAGUACAAUGUGCUUCAAAAACGGAAUGAAUUACAAAACGAAUUGGAUCUGGAAUUUGCUAGAAUCUUUGCCAAGCACAAACAGAAAUUGCAUGAAAUACAGCAACACAUAACCGGAGAGUUAAAUAAACUAAAGUAG
This is a messenger RNA of Candida dubliniensis CD36, 1749 nucleotides long. RefSeq lists its product as uncharacterized. NCBI's taxonomy places the organism in Eukaryota, Fungi, Ascomycota, Pichiomycetes, Serinales, Debaryomycetaceae. The transcript has a single exon. The record is from RefSeq and is a predicted model, not a curated record. Bases 1 to 1749 code for a protein of 582 amino acids.